UCUCCAGCGCAGCCGGGUUCUCUGCUCACUGCCUGAGCUCUGAACAGAAGUGCUGGGUCUAAUCCCAAGCCUCUGCCAUCUUCUUGCCUUACGCCAUGAAACGCUAACCUGUAAGCCCAGCAGGGGGUCCUCUCACGUGUGGCCUUUUCAUUUUGAACUUGUUGCCCCAGCCAUGGCAGGCCCAGGCAGCACCACGCCCCAGGUGAAGUACCUGUUCAGUGUCAUCCUGGCUGUCCUCCUGGCCUGCCUCUUCCACUCAGCCUGGGCGCAGUCUCCUCAAGACUUCGGGUCACCCGGCCAUCGGAAAAAGGAGGUCCCCGUUGAUCUCUUGAGCCAGAUAGGCCGCUCCGCCCGGGGAACGCUGGACGACUGGGUGGGGCCCGAGACCAUGCACCUGGUUGCAGAGACCUUGUCUCAUAUGAUGUGGGUCAUCUCGUCUGCCGUCUCUGUGGCCUUCUUCGCGCUGUCCGGCAUCGCUGCACAGCUGCUGAAUGCCUUGGGGCUGGACGGAGACCACCUCACCCAGGAACUGAAGCUCAGCCCCAGCCAGGUGCAGACCUUCCUGCUGUGGGGAGCCGCGGCCCUGGUUCUCUACUGGAUUCUGUCCAUGCUCCUCGGCCUGGUCUUGGCCUUGCUGGGGCGGAUCCUGUGGGGCCUGAAGCUGGUCAUCUUCCUGUCUGGCUUCGUGGCUCUGGUGAGGUCGGUGCCCGACCCUUCCACCCGGGCCUUGCUCCUGCUGGCCUUGCUGACCCUCUAUGCCUUGCUGAGCCGGCUCACGGGCACCAGGGCCUCAGGGGCCCAGCUGGAGGCCAAGGUGCGAGGGCUGGAGCGCCAAGUGGAGGAGCUGCGCUGGAGGCAGAGGCGAGCGGCCAAGGGGCCCCGGAGCAUGGAGGAGGAGUGAAGGACGCCGGCAACGCCACGUCGUCAUACCAAAGAGCUGAGCUGCUUCUGGGUUGCACAGCCCUCCUUCCAGGCCCUUAGCCCUCCCUUGCCCUGGCUCUGAAACUCAGAGCCUGCCCCCUCUGCACCAGACCCCCAGCUGAGAGAGGAAGACCACUCCCCCCGCUGGUUCUGGGAGCCCUGCCUUCUGGGGUUCUGUGUCAACCCGUUCUCCCAACCCGUUCUCCCUCCUGUGCGGUCUCAGCUAGGACAGGGGGCUUGGGGCCUCCCCCAGCUUCAGCGCCUGCUCUCAGCACUGCCUUCGCCCCAGUGCCACGGCCAGCUCUCCGUGCAGCUGCCCUGCCUUGAUGCUCUUGCUCUCCUGUCCUUCUCCAGCCCCUCCUCUGCUGAGUCCUCAGCUCCCAUCCCGUUUGUCUUCCCUUCCUGCAUCCACCCAAACCCCCGCCUCUCAGGCAUGCUCUCGUCCUGCUCAGCGCCCAGCCUGCUGAGGCAGGGGGCAUGAGACCUGAGGGGAAGCAAAGGGGGCCUUCCCUGGGGCUGGACACGUCCAUGGAGUCUGUUACAAGUGCCUUAAUCGGGGCCAGCAGGCCCUCUGCUUGCCUCCUGCUCCCUGUAGUGCACUGGGCUGCUUUGUGUCAAGAAGAAACUGGUCCCUUUCAGAAUCUUGAUUCCCCUUCAGCCAAAGCAAAAGAUGGCUGCUUUGCAGACUCAGGCCUGCAGUUAGGACCCUGCCGUCAGAUCCCCUGUGGGGACUUCAGAGACUCUGAAGGAGAAGGAGGUCUCAUCUUCUGGCUGCACACUUCCAGAUGGCUUUCUACCCCUCACCCCCACUCACGGCCACCAAGGAGUUGCUGAUCAGGCCCACCCCGGGCUGAGGAGGAGAUGCAGCCACAACCUUUCUCUCCUGUCCUGCGGGAGCAGGGAACCUGCUCCUGCUCCUCCUUUGAGGUCCUGGUAGAGUGGGUGUCUCCUCUGCCCAACCGGGCACAUGAUACAAAGAAUCAACAGAGGCCCAAUUCUUCCUGUUACAGUUUGAUAUGGAAUCACAGCCGCAGUGAUCUAUAUUUUUAUCAGCGCUUGGUUGGUUUUAAAUAAAGUGCACGCUAUUUUA
This is a messenger RNA of Condylura cristata (star-nosed mole), 2011 nucleotides long. It is a transcript of the gene TMEM109, whose product is annotated as transmembrane protein 109. NCBI's taxonomy places the organism in Eukaryota, Metazoa, Chordata, Mammalia, Eulipotyphla, Talpidae. The record is from RefSeq and is a predicted model, not a curated record. The transcript is spliced from 4 exons. The coding region runs from base 173 to 901 and encodes 242 amino acids. Gene Ontology annotation, biological process: intrinsic apoptotic signaling pathway in response to DNA damage by p53 class mediator; cellular response to gamma radiation.